This is a messenger RNA of Acaulospora colombiana, 837 nucleotides long. NCBI's taxonomy places the organism in Eukaryota, Fungi, Glomeromycota, Glomeromycetes, Diversisporales, Acaulosporaceae. The record is from the annotation of a GenBank genome assembly.
AAAGAGCAAGGGCACGCUUCUUCGAAAGCUAAUCCACGUUCUUUACUCAGUGAAAUGGAAGAUGGACCAGGAGAUGAUGCCCCGUCAGGAGCCGCACUCUCACUAUCAAACUUGAACCUGGACGAUAAUAGUGAUGCCGAGUUCAAUGAAUCCACUAUCGUUCAGAACUCUGGAGAGGUCAAUUAUACAGACGAAUCCCUUCUCGCGCAAGAGAAUCAGGCGGUCUCUGCCAUCCGUUCUGCCCUCGACUUUGACAAAUAUGGAAAGCCUUUGGAAGAUGUCAGCGCAAGACCUAAUAAAUGGGCACCACCAGUUCACCGGCGUCGUGGACUGGUACAAGACUCGCUUUUCAAAAUGAAGCAAAUGACGUUGCCUUCUUCGAUGUCCCUACAACUAAAUCCUAAUGGCGGUCGAACUGAUCCAUGGGAGACCGAAUAUCCUGAAGAUAGCGAAACGGAUGCGAACCGCCGACACACCCGGCGAAGGUCCUCAAGCAAAACGAGCAAGCAUGGUUCUGCCCGUGGAAGUGAUGACAGCCGUGUCACGAGGAGACGCGCCGCUGUCUCCAGACUGAAUAGGACCGCGCUGGCCAGAGCCGAGUACAUUACUGACCAGGAAAACAACCCCAUAGAUGAGGGUGCAGAAAAUGCACAAGACGAUAGCCGGCUGGUAGAAUUCGAGGGAGAGAAUGUGAAUCAUCGGGAUAAUUUGGAGGUCAAUGGGUGGGGUAAGACACUCUUAGAAAUAUGGAUCAUCCUUCAGGCUGCGAUCAUUCUGGUUGUCUUUGUCUAUUCGAUGGCACGACGAGGACCUAGAGCAAUUCUAGACGCUGCCGAG